This is a messenger RNA of Pseudoliparis swirei, 5437 nucleotides long. RefSeq names its product interferon-induced very large GTPase 1-like. NCBI's taxonomy places the organism in Eukaryota, Metazoa, Chordata, Actinopteri, Perciformes, Liparidae. The record is from RefSeq and is a predicted model, not a curated record. The transcript has a single exon. Gene Ontology annotation, molecular function: GTP binding. The annotation marks the transcript as partial.
AAUGCUCAAUCAAAAGUCAAGACUCACGUGCAUCCAAUGGACGUUCAAAUGGCAGUAUUUCACUGCUCAGACAGCUUUUUGAAGCAGAACAUGAUUACGAAGCUAUCACAAUGUCAGUACGCCUUACCUUUCCUUGUUCCUGACCCCGUCACAAUGGAGAUUCACUGUCCUCUGUGGACAUUCAGACAAAUAAGAAAAACAUGGAAGAUAACUGAAAUGAAAGAUAACUCAAACUGUGUCACCAUGAAGAGUAUGCCCAUCUGCAAAGCGGACACACCCUUGGUGUCAUUCCUCCGCCUGGGUUCACCAUCCGUGUCUAAAUCUCAGCUGAUGAACACUUUGAUCAACGAUCGUCACAACACCUUCUUCCACAGAGACUGCCCAGGGAGCACCAGGUCUCGCCAUCUGAUGGAUGGUGUGGCAGAGAUUGCAUGGUACUUCCCGGCUGGAAAAGCCAAUGAUGCCUUCACUGACUGCAUUGCCUUCUGUAAUCUUCAUGGUGAUGCUGUGUCAGUUGUUCAACAGCGUGACAUACUGACUGACAAAUCUUCAGUCAAUGUUGUUCUUGUACCAACUCUGGAACAAGGUGACAAAAGCGCUACGGUUAUCUCAGCCCUUUACAAGUCUCCAAAACCUCUCAUUAUUCUCAUUUCUGAGAACGAUUGUGGUGCUGUCCAGAUGAAAAAGGGAAAAUACAAAAUGGGUUUAAAGGGUCGAAGCCAGUCAGAUGUUUCUGAAGAACUGAAAAAAAUCCUUGUAAAGAUUUUGUCUGGACCACAUUCAUCCUUCCAGCUUGAAUCCAUGGCUGAAGUUUCUGGAGUCAAAGUGGAUGAAGAUGAGGAAUUCUGCCAGAAAGGAAAAUCUGCUGCAAUGAAAAUGGUGGACUUGCUUCAGAAGAUGGAUGUUUCAGAGAUCAAAGAUACAUAUCUUUCAUGUCAAGGCAAACUGUGGCAUGAAUGGUGCAAAAUCAACAAAGAGCUGUAUCACCUCAAAGGAAACAUUGAGCUUGAGAAAUGUCAAAAGCAAGACAAACAGGAGCAAAUACGUCAAGCUCAAUGCAACGCUUCCUGUAGUAAACCGAUGACAGUGUUCAUUGAAAGCCUCUCAUCUUCGUCAGCAACAGAAAAAGAGUAUUUUCUGAAAUGGACUCAGAUCUUAUUAGAUGCCCUCUCCACAGACGAUCUCUCUUCAAUUCUCCAAACCUAUGAUGAAAAGUGGGCUGAGCUCUUGGCCUUGAAGAAAACGAAGGAGCAGGACAAGACUGCUCAGCUAAAAAGAAAGCAAACUGAGCUCAAUGAAAUAUCAACAAAAGUGCAGUCAGCAACAUUUGGCUUGGAGCACAUCUUCAGAGAAAUGGGACAGAUCUAUGAAGCUCAUGCAGCUCUAGAGAAACAACCAAAGAGUGACCAGACUGACUGGUCUAAAUACCCUGAGCUGGCUGCAGAGAUGAUGAUAUCAGGACAACCAAUGGAGCUGAUGGAUGGUGAUGCAGGUCAUGUACCUUUAACAUGGAUCUCUGGUAUUUUAGAUGAAGUCAUCAAGAAACUGGGAGACAAGAGAGUUUUUGUUUUGUCAGUGUUAGGCGUACAAAGCAGUGGAAAAUCAACCAUGCUGAAUGCCAUGUUUGGGUUGCAGUUUGCAGUGAGUGCUGGCAGGUGCACCAAAGGUGCCUUCAUGCAGCUGAUGGAAGUGUCAGAGGAGAUCAAGAAAGACUUUCAGUUCGACUACAUGCUGGUGGUGGACACUGAAGGACUGCGUGCUCUUGAGUUGGAAGGUAACACUCUCCAACACGACAAUGAACUGGCAACAUUUGUGGUUGGUCUGGGCAACAUGACACUGAUCAACAUCUUUGGAGAGAAUCCGGCUGAGAUGCAAGAUGUUCUGCAGAUUGUGGUUCAGGCUUUCAUGAGGAUGAAGAAAAUUAAACUUUCUCCAAGUUGUAUGUUUGUUCACCAGAAUGUUACAGAUAUUGCUGCCACAGAGAAAAACAUGGAUGGGAAGCGACGGCUGCUAGAAAAACUGGACAAGAUGACCCAACUAGCAGCCAAAGAGGAGGUUUGUGUUGCCGAGUGCUUCAGUGACAUCAUUGCAUUUGAUGUGCAGAAAGAUGUGAAAUACUUUGCCCAGCUUUGGGAGGGAAGUCCACCGAUGGCUCCUCCAAAUCCAGGUUAUAGUGAGAGUGUCCAAGAGCUGAAGACCAUCAUCCUCUCAAAAGCUUCGCAGUCAGCUGGGAUUACUCUCUCGCAGUUCAAAAGCAAAAUUAAGGACCUGUGGAACGCCCUGAUGAACGAAGAAUUUGUUUUCAGUUUCAAAAACACACUUGAAGUUGCAGCGUUCAGAAAACUUGAGGUCCAGUAUGGGAACUGGACCUGGAGCCUGAGGAGCAAGUUGGAGACCAUUAAGAACGGGUAUCUUCAGAAAAUUGGAGAGGGAACACUUGCCGAGGUCAAGCUCAGUCAUCUUCAUAAACAAUCAAAUGAAACCUAUGAGGAAAUCAAAAACGCAAUGGUAACAUACUUUGAUGAUGACACAGACAAAGAAAUGUUGGUUCAGUGGCGAGGCCGAUUUGAAAGCAAAAUCAAGGAGUUUCAUGAUGAACAAGUGAAAGGAGUUAAAAGAAAACUGGAUGAAGUCAUCGUGCAGAAAUGUGCUUGUAGAAAGCUCGAUGCUAAGAAGACAGAGUUUGAGAACAAGCUGCUAGAAAAGAGCAGAGAACUCGCUCAUCAGUUAAAGGACCAGAACAAAGAUGAAAAGGAACUUGAAAAGCAGUUCAACUGUGUUUGGAGGGACUUGGUUAAAGAACUAAUUGCAGAUACAAAACCUAUUGAGGACAUCGACUAUGAAGAAGAUCAAUCAACAGUCCUCCAGGAGCUUGGUUUUGAAUAUUCUCUCAUCGAUGAAUCCAGAAGAAGUGCCAGAUACAAAGAAAUAGCAAUGGCUGGUGAUUACACUCCUUAUGUAUCUCAGACCAAGCAUCGCGAUCAGUGUAGCACAGGCCAACAAUGUAACACUACAGGAAAGGGAAACAGUUCUACUCUCGGUCACACAGUCUCGGAAUUUGUUUCAAAAACAAAGGAAAAAGUGAGCAAUUACUUUACGGAGCGUUUUCCGUUUAAAGAACAGGAACUGCUCAGAUCCUUCAUUUACGACGUUGAACAACAGGCCCUUGACUCAAUUAAGGGCAAACCUGUCGCUACAGAAGGCUACAGUGCAACUCACUUGCAAGAAGUGGCCAACAAUGUAAAGCGAAGAGUGACACAAUUUGAAUCACAAAAGAAAUAUGCUCUAAAGAAGGAGUUCACAGUGGAUCUCUUACUGUAUGUAUUUCACAGAGCAUGGAGCUGGCUGUCAGAGUCCCACAAGGAAUUCAAAGUGAAAAAUGAUGCACACUCCUAUGUGGAAAGCAAGAAAGAGCACUACUACAGCAUUUUCAAAACAUGCUGCAAAGGAAGCUCAUCUGCUGUUGUGCUUGGAGAACUGAUCUGUGACAAGCUGAAGAGUUCCACUGUUAAGGCCGUCUGUAACAGGACUUCCAAUGAUCUCGCUAAUGUGAUGAAGAGCAAUUUCCCAGCAUUCAAUGGGAACAGGUCCAAAUUUGAGAAACAUAUGUUGAAGUCACUUGCAGACAAAGAGGACUUUAACAACUUCAUCACCUACAUCCGAAACCCAAAGGAGCAAGCUAAGUCAUAUAUAAGAGAAGCAGUACAGGAAUACAUCUUCAAAGACGAAAAAGAGAAAGCACUGGAAACAUUUAAGAAAAAUGUUGAAGAAGUCAAAAAAGAGGUGAGUGGAGCUUUACUUACUGCAACAGAGAAGGAAAAGCAGAGAGGAAAAGAAGGAGGCCUAAACAUGUGGGUGAAGGAAUUUGUCAGUUUGCUAGAAGAUGAGCUAACAUUCAACACGGAUUGUUGUCAAAGCUUCAGUGACAUAAAGGACUUUGACUUUCUUAAACAAGAGAUAGAGAAGGGUCACGUAUCCAUCAUAGAGGAGUUGAACAGCCUCUCCCUGGAUGAGAUCAAGAAAUUCCAGCUGAAGCCUGAGCAAAUGCACAUCGAUCAACUGGAAAGCUACUGCUGGGAAAAGUGUCCGUUCUGUUCGGCCGUUUGCACCAACACCGUAACUAAUCACGACGAGAACCACAGCGUGCCUUUUCAUCGAAGUUCGGCAGUAAUUGGUUGGCAUAGAACAAACACUGUGGAAUUUGCUAUUGAGUUCUGCACAACAUAUGUUGCAAGUGAUAUGAGUUUCCACCCAACUGGUGAUAAAAAAGUGAGCAUUCCCUAUAGAAAGUACCGAACUGCUGGCCCACCUUACGAUGAAUGGGACAUUACGCCUGAUCAUUCUGCGCUGGAAUAUUGGAAAUGGUUUGUGUGUCAAUUUGAGAAGAAACUGGAGGACCACCAUAAAUUAAAAUUCCAGAAGAGUGGUCAAAUUCCAAGUCAGUGGAAAGAAUACUCUAAGAAUCAAGCUCUUAAAAGUUUGGAUAAUCUGUGAGGAAGCCAAUACAACCACAACCCUGCUGAAAAUCAUCAGACUUGUUUUCACUCGAUUCUUCAAUCAUCAGAGUCUGAAGAAACAACAUUCAGUGACCUUUGAUUAUCUUACCAUUGACAGGGGAAGUUGUGUGAGUUGGGUUAGGGGACAGAUCAAUGAAUUAUGACCAACUACAUGUGAUUCAUGGGACACAGAUAUCAGAUCACUUGAUGCAAACUAAAACUUAAAAGAAAAGAGCGUAAGAACAAUAGUAAUAUGGAGAAUCUAUCGUCAUUAAAACAUUCUCACAAUCAGAAUAUUAAUAUCAAAUCAACGACUCAUCCACAAAGUUGGUCUGUGCGGAUGUCUGUAAAUGGAAAUUGUUUUCAUGAAGUAACAGAGCAAAGAGUUUUGAGAAGGUGAGCCAUAUUUCUUUGUGAACCUGUACAAUUAAUGUCUUUACAUUGCAAGUGGACAUGCUGUCAUGAGUAUUGCAUGUUUGUGUUUUGGCAUGCCGAAGCUUUUGUGAAGGAAUGUGUUCUGUUAAGAUGCUGAUGAGCUUAUAAGUAUAACAUCUGAGUAUAACCUUAAGUGAUUUUUAUUCCUAUCUACCAAUCCGUUGUUAUAUCCACGCAUGUGAGUUUUGUUGUUUUUCAUUCUAUUUGUGAGCCAAUAUAACCACGGCACUACUGACAAUCACAAGACUUGUUUUCACAUAAUUAUUCAUUAAUCAUUCAUCAGUAUUUGAAGGGUUAAGUUGUGUUAUGUUUAUCUCCUUUCAACCAAUCUAUUAUUAUAUCCACACAGUUAUGAGUUGCAUUGUUGUUGUUGUUUAGAAACUUACUGUCUCCUACCUUCUGAUAUCCAAGAGUGAUGUAAACAGAUGUAAACAACGUAAGUCAUUGAGAAGAAAUCUUUUAAGUGUAACCUGUCAUGGUACAAUAAAAUAACUUGUUCAUAUCUA